Tarenaya hassleriana is the source of this 531-nucleotide messenger RNA. RefSeq lists its product as uncharacterized. The transcript has a single exon. NCBI's taxonomy places the organism in Eukaryota, Viridiplantae, Streptophyta, Magnoliopsida, Brassicales, Cleomaceae. Bases 1 to 531 code for a protein of 176 amino acids. The record is from RefSeq and is a predicted model, not a curated record.
AUGAGUAACCACGAACAGUCACGUGAGGGUGAGAAUAUCGAAUCUAGCGAAGGAGCAAUCUUUCGGUCCCUACAACAAAUCAUGGACCGAUUAGCUAGGCUAGAGGCUACUCGUCCUAACCCCCCACCUGAACCUAGGGAACUAGCUGCCCAUCCUAGACCACGUCGAGACCACAGUCCCGGGACCCUUAGCGGUGACGAGAGUGACGUAGGCCCCCCUAGGAGGUUGCGCGAGAGAGUAGUAGAACCUGUGGUAGACCGAGACCGCAACCAUAGGAACCGAGCCCCUAGGCACUACGAGCGCCAACCCGAUGAAGGGUCUGAUUACAACGAACCCCGUAGAGCUUAUAGACUUCGAGAUAGGAUAGAUGACGAGGGACCCGAAUACGACGAACCACCUAGGAGACGAGCCCAACCAAGACCGAGAGUUCGGGCCGAUCGUAGACGAGAGGCACCCGAUGACUUAGAUGAUCCCUACUCCGUGCUUAUCGCGGAUAAACCGAGCUUAAGCUCAAGCCCCCUCUCUUCCUAG